Camelina sativa (false flax) is the source of this 930-nucleotide messenger RNA. RefSeq lists its product as uncharacterized. Gene Ontology annotation, molecular function: translation initiation factor activity; RNA binding. Gene Ontology annotation, cellular component: eukaryotic translation initiation factor 3 complex; cytoplasm. The record is from RefSeq and is a predicted model, not a curated record. Lineage: Eukaryota; Viridiplantae; Streptophyta; Magnoliopsida; Brassicales; Brassicaceae.
CUUUCUCUCUCAUUCAGAAACUAAACAAUCAUGAUCAUCACAAAGGAAAGAAUGAUGGAGAAAACGAACAAGGUUCGGUGGGGAGAGAUGGAGGAGGACGAUGAGAAGCUUGAUUUCUUGCUUCCGCCGAAGCAAGUUAUCGGGCCUGACAAGAAUGGUAUAAAGAAAGUCAUAAAGUACUUCUUUACGGAAGAUAACAAGAUGGCAAAGGUUAUGACCACCAUACGUGUCCGCAAGGUCAUCGUCCGGACAUGUGUCCGCAUGGGGGCUAGGUCUAAACGGAUCGCGGAGAGGCGCACCUGGGCUAAGUUUGGCGAUGCAGUUCAUGAUGAUGAUGAUACCGGUGGUAGCCGCCUCACUACGGUUUCAACGGAGGAGAUUCUUUUGGAACGUCCCAAGGCUUUGUCUGGUACCAAAGCGGAAGAAACAAAGGCAUCACCAGAGUUGGGUAAACCUGGUGCGGUCCUUAUGAUCUGCAGGAACUGUGGCAAGAAAGGUCAGCACUGGACAGCGAGAUGCCCUGAGAAUAACCAUUCCUCUAUAGAUCAAACAGAAGCUUCUAAGUGGACUGCGCCAGCUCGCACAGACAAGGUUGCUACCUAUGUCCCACCAAGCAUGAGAGAAGGUGCAGAAAAAAGCAUUGCUGUUUCAAACAUGAGGAGGAGGAGGAACGACGAGAACUCUGUACGUGUGAACAACUUGUCUGAAGACGCGCGUGAACCUGAUUUGAUGGAUUUGUUCCGUUCAUUUGGUGAUGUGAGUCGAGCCUAUGUGGCCUUGGACAAGAAGACUGGAACGAGCAGAGGCUUCGGUUUUGUCAACUUUGUGAGUAGAGAAGACGCGCAGCGAGCAAUUAACAAAUUAAAUGGUUAUGGUUAUGAUAAUCUGAUACUUGGUGUCGAAUGGGCUACUCCUAGACCCACCAACUAG